Helianthus annuus (common sunflower) is the source of this 867-nucleotide messenger RNA. RefSeq lists its product as uncharacterized. Bases 1 to 867 code for a protein of 288 amino acids. NCBI's taxonomy places the organism in Eukaryota, Viridiplantae, Streptophyta, Magnoliopsida, Asterales, Asteraceae. The record is from RefSeq and is a predicted model, not a curated record. The transcript has a single exon.
AUGGUGGAAGUUUGCCAUGGUAAAAACAAUCAAAGGAGCUUCCUUCCGCUAAAUGGUAACAUUAGGGGAUGUUGGGAAAAUAUUGUGAAUUCGAUAUCCAACUUGAGAUUUAACGGGAAGGGUUUAAAUAAUCUGAUUUUAGGUAAGGUUGCGAACGGGGAGGAUAUUCGUUUUUGGUUAAACACUUGGACGGGCGAUUCGCCUUUCGUAGAAAGAUGGACACAUUUGUUCGGUUUGGAAUUGUCUAAAUUAUGCAGGGUAGCGGAAAGAAGGUUAGUGAACCAAGGAAAUGGCGGAUUUACGUGGAAUUGGUCUAGACAGCCGGAGUCGGAUGUGGAGCUUAAGGAGUGGCAGGAAUGUCAUGAGAUUCUUAAUAGGAUUUCGCUUAAUAAUAAUAAGGAUUUAUGGAAGUGGAACAACGACAAUCAGGAAGGUUUUUCGGUGAAGGCUGUCAAAUUGGCUUUAAUUGAGGACAUAGAUGACGAUCAUCCCCCUAACUUUGAAUGGUGUAAAUGGGUGCCUCUCAAAUGCAAUAUUAUGGUGUGGAGAGGUAAUUUGGAUAGACUUGCUACGAGAGUUAAUUUAAGAAGAAGGAUUGUGAAUAUUACUUCGGUUAUGUGCCCUCUUUGCGAAGAGUUAGAGGAAACGAUAAAGCAUUUAUUUACUGCUUGUUCGUUGGUGGAUAGGGUCUGGUCGGCAUUCAGUGCUUGGUGUAACUUUCCUCAGAUUUAUGCCUUCGCUUUCAAAGACAUUAUGGAGAUUCACAAGUUCACGCAACUAAGUAAGAAAGCUAAGACUCUCAUCCAAGGUUUGAUGUUUAUCACGUGUUGGUGUAUUUGGAAAGGAAGAAAUGAAAUGGUGUUCUAA